Bipolaris maydis ATCC 48331 is the source of this 681-nucleotide messenger RNA. RefSeq lists its product as uncharacterized. Lineage: Eukaryota; Fungi; Ascomycota; Dothideomycetes; Pleosporales; Pleosporaceae. Gene Ontology annotation, cellular component: extracellular region. Gene Ontology annotation, molecular function: protein binding. The record is from RefSeq and is a predicted model, not a curated record. Gene Ontology annotation, biological process: proteolysis.
AUGACUUCUACCUUUUUCUCAGCCUCGGUACUGGCUUUGCGUGCAUCGUCACUCAUUUGUCUAUUGUUACCGACCUGCCCAGACGAUAAUCAAUGUACAUUCAGUUCCAAUGGAGCCGACUUCAAAGUCAGUUGUGCAACUGACUUCUAUGGGGGCGACAUGGGAAGAGUCUACGCCGCAACAGUUAUCGAUUGCAUGAAGACCUGUGCGUCUACAGAUGGAUGUGUUGCUUUGAGUUAUGCAGGCACGGAUUGUUACCUGAAAAACACUCUUAACGCUGGCUCAGCCAAUAUGGGAGUGACUGGUGCGAGUAUAAUCUCUCGCGUUACUCCAAACCCUCCCUCAAGCUCACCAGCGGGGCCGCAACAGCCUUGUCCGGCUUCCGUUAACUGCCCUGACAACAAUGGCUGUCUCACUACCGACAGCAGCAAUGGCCGCUCUUUGACGCUGAGUUGCGGUGUAGAUUACUAUGGUGGCGAUUUCAAGAUGGAGUGGACUGAUGGACUAGAAGCCUGCUCAGCCGCAUGCGCCAUUACUCCCGAAUGUGUUGCAGCAUCAUUCGUCGGCAACAGUGGCAGCAGCGGGCCAUGUUAUCUCAAGAGUAGCAACCUAGGACCUGUCAUAGAUUCUCGUGUAAACGGUGAGGAUUAUCUACGGCAGACGUUUCAUCCAACAGAGUGA